GAACAAUGAUAACGCAGCAGACCGCUGGGAGAAGAAUAAUAAGAAGCUGGAUAUGCAGCUGCGCCUUUUACCUGGAGGAAAUAUCGAAGUUGAUGCUGCAAAAUCCUUGAAAGCCAAGUCCAAGGACGUCGACCUUUUCAAUAUCACUGCAGUCGAGCGUGCGAAAAUUGUGGUACUUUUAUUUUACGAUUAUGCGACAUUUUUCUUAGAUCUAGGUAGCCACUGGGUGAAGGAGCCUAGACCAUAGGCUACUGCCGUUCUGUGCAGCCACGCAGGACGCCGAGGUGGGGGCAUCAUGUCGAGCCUGCUUAGCGCAGCGCGACGCCAGCAGCCUCCGCUGCUCUCUGCGUCUGGGUUCUUGUGCUGAUCGGUGCAGAGUGGAAGACACCUCAGCCAGCGCUGGAGCGCACUAGACUACACCACUCAGCGACAGCUCUAGCACCUCACCCCCCCAGGGUUGCCCCGUCCUUCCUGCCAGGGUAUUACUUCCAGGGGGUCAGAAGUCUAACCCGGGAGGCUUGGGCUUGUGGUGUCACUUCGCGCGCCUGUGAUGGCUGCCCGACAUUGCAGGCCGGACAUGCAUGGGGCAGAGGUACGCGCGUCGUCUCUUGAAAUUUGGAGAGUAGUGCCGCCGUGUUGUGGCCCGCGCCGUCUCGCCUGUGGUGUAGCAUCUCGCUGAAAUGAAUCACCUCGCCGCGCAUGUCUUGAGGCUUUCUGGAUUCGAGGGGUGGGCGGAUCCAUGCAACGAGGUGAGCCGCUACCCCCAUGCCAUGGAUGUGGUCAAAAUUCGGCGAAUAUCUUCGGAAGCUCGAAUAUCUUCGAGGAAACGCACAGCAGCAGCGCCGCUACAGCGGGGACAGACUGGGCUUGCGAGUCGAUCCGGGGAGAAGCAAGGAGGACGCGGUGGAUGGCCGGAGGGCUGACUUCUUACAAAGGUGCAGGGCGUCGAUUGCCAUUUGAAAAGUUCGCGAAAUCUUUGAAAAAUCUUCGCGGAAUCUUUCCGAAAAGAUAGACGCACGAAGUUCUUUCCGAAAAGAUAGACUUGUAAACUUUCCGCAAACAUUUCGCGAAGAUUCUGAAGCUUUCGUCUUCCGUGUUUUUUUGGUGAAGGCAUGAAAAUGGACCGCCAAGAACAAACUCGCGACAAAUUGCAGCGGGAGCGCAUAAGACUCCGCGUCUUCUGUGUCUGCUUUGUGUGGUCUUUCUGUUUCUCUCUCCAGAGCUGUGCAGCCUUUUGGGCUGUGCAUUUGUUUGGGAAUUUGUCGGGCGGCUGCGUCGCAGGCUGGCUCGUUGGCUUGUGGUGCUCUCAGUGCAGUGACCGGGCUGGUCGUGUGUUGGUUCUGUCGGCUCUGCUUUCAGAGGCUUAGCAGACGCCGCGUGAAGUGGACAGGCGUGAAAGCGGCGCGCGUGAGCCCCGGCAACUUUUCGCCAAGAUUCUCCGCCGUCGGCAGUCUUCGGGCGCGGCGGUCUCCACGGGUGUCCUUUCUUUCAUCACAGCAAAAAUUGAAGGGCAGUAGCUGGCGUUGGUUUGGAAACUGUUCAGGGGUGUGCACAUUUUUCGAGAAUUUCGGAGGGGUGCUUUGUCGGUUUGAUGUACGCACGUGCGUAGAGUAUGUUGCUGCAGAUUGUGCCCGAAAUUGGUAGAAGUUGUUUCUUCAUGGUUUGAAAAAUACCGCUAACACCUCAAGGGUCGGCCGUUUCUAUGUUAUUCAUGUCGAUCAGCUACGCACUCGCCCGCGCGCAAAAUCUUUUUCGUUUCGUAUGAUUUUUACACUGGUAAAUAGCUAGUAGGUUGAGAACCUUAAAACGCUAAACAUACUAGGCAGGUAGCCUUUAAGUUUUUGAAGUUUUUAAAUAAGAGCAGCAAGAUUAUACUAUUAGCUGGAAGCCUUCUUUUAUAUCUACUUUUUCCGAGUUCAGUACUGCAUCCAAAAUACGCACACUACAGAAAUCGAUUACGAAGAAGUUGCAAGAAACCAAUCGAUUGACGAACUACA
Amoebophrya sp. A25 is the source of this 1997-nucleotide messenger RNA. NCBI's taxonomy places the organism in Eukaryota, Dinophyceae, Syndiniales, Amoebophryaceae. The record is from the annotation of a GenBank genome assembly.